CCUUCGCGGACAGUCGUCGCGGUUUCCUGCUUCAACAGUGCUUGGACGGAACCCAGCGCUCGUCCCACCCCGCUGCCCCCCGCCGGCCGCUCGCAGCCUGUCCUGCACCACCGCCACCGCCUCGUUCCCAUCUCAGCCGCCGCCAUGACCACCGCGUCCCCCUCGCAGGUUCGCCAGAACUACCACCAGGACUCGGAGGCCGCCAUCAACCGCCAGAUCAACCUGGAGCUCUACGCCUCCUACGUCUACCUGUCCAUGUCUUAUUAUUUUGAGCGCGACGAUGUGGCUUUGAAGAACUUUGCCAAAUACUUCCUCCACCAAUCUCAUGAGGAGCGAGAACAGGCGGAGAAGCUGAUGAAGCUGCAGAACCAGCGCGGCGGCUGGAUUUUCCUUCAGGAUAUCAAGAAGCCAGAUCGGGACGACUGGGAGAACGGACUGAACGCCAUGGAGUGUGCGUUGCACUUGGAGAAGAGCGUGAACCAGUCCCUGCUGGAGCUGCACAAACUGGCCACUGACAAGAACGACCCCCACCUGUGUGACUUCCUGGAGACUCACUACCUGGACGAGCAGGUGAAGGCCAUCAAGGAGCUGGGUGACCACGUCACCAACCUGCGCAAGAUGGGGGCCCCCGAGUCCGGCAUGGCGGAGUAUCUCUUCGACAAGCACACACUGGGUCACAGUGACAACGAGAGCUAAGCCUUAACUAAGCUGGCUUCCCCGAGCUACCGGUGACCUCCGGGCCACCCGGGCAGUACGUGCAUGUUGGGGUUACCCUAAUGACCUUUUCUAUAAGUUCCAAAACGUCUAUUUCCGUCUUAUGAUUUGUAUCAGUCCUUCAAAUAAAGUAAUUUGGUACCCAAAAAAAAAAAAAAA
This is a messenger RNA of Sorex araneus (European shrew), 873 nucleotides long. Its product is annotated as ferritin heavy chain. Gene Ontology annotation, molecular function: ferric iron binding; ferrous iron binding. Gene Ontology annotation, biological process: iron ion transport; intracellular iron ion homeostasis. The transcript has a single exon. The record is from RefSeq and is a predicted model, not a curated record. Bases 145 to 696 code for a protein of 183 amino acids. Gene Ontology annotation, cellular component: cytoplasm. Lineage: Eukaryota; Metazoa; Chordata; Mammalia; Eulipotyphla; Soricidae.